Saccostrea cuccullata (small rock oyster) is the source of this 2330-nucleotide messenger RNA. RefSeq names its product kelch-like protein 24. The transcript is spliced from 3 exons. Gene Ontology annotation, molecular function: protein binding. NCBI's taxonomy places the organism in Eukaryota, Metazoa, Mollusca, Bivalvia, Ostreida, Ostreidae. The record is from RefSeq and is a predicted model, not a curated record. Bases 206 to 1894 code for a protein of 562 amino acids.
ACCGGGAACCGUUAUAUUAUAGUGGGUAUCAUUGCGGUUUCGAAAUUUGCUAUUAUAGCUAAUUCAUUAAUUGUAUUGAUAAGAACAUGACACACUGGCAUUGUUUAUAUAAUACGAUUAGUACCGGUUUGUAAACGUGGACUUCGAAUGUAUCUGGAUGAAUGUUGACUGCCCAUUGACAGUUUUGAUUCAUCACUGAGACAAAAUGCCGACAUCAGAGGAGCUAUCUGCAGUGAUGGCUAACUAUAACAAGCUGCAGUACUUUGAGGAGUUGUCACAUGGACUGUCCAAUUCACUGAAGAAUUCCUUGUUUACUGACGUCCAGAUUGAGGUAGAUGGGGACAUCUUCAAUUGUCAUCGUAUAAUCCUAGCCUCCAUGUCACACUACUUCAAAACCAUGUUUACCUCAAACUUUAAAGAGAGUGGUUUGCCAAAAGUACACCUGAAGGACUUGGAUAAAGAGAUCUUUAAGGCUGCUUUAGAGUACAUAUACACAGGACAAAGUUCAGUCAAGAGCAGCAAUGUCUACCACCUGCUCUCCUGCUCAUCAAUGCUACAAAUCAAGGGUCUUCAGGCCAUUUGUAGUGAAUUUUUAAGGAAGAGCUUGUCUCACAACAACUGCAUUGGGAUCUGGAAAAUGGCAACCGGGCAUGGACUACCAAAGUUGCAAGAAGACAGCUGGAACACAAUCCAGCAGAAAUUUCCAGAAGUUUCCAAAUGUGAAGAAUUCCUACUUCUCACAAAGGAUGAACUUGUCCAGAUCAUAGAUUGUAAGGAUUUGUUCACAAGUAAGGAGGAGGAUGUGUGUGAUGCUGUACUGCGGUGGGUCAAUGGGGACAAAGCCAGGAAAAAGGGGUUAAAGGAAGUGUUCAAGGUCCUACGCCUGACUCAGAUGUCUCUGGAUUACCUGUGUAACAUCAGAGACUGCGAAGAGAUAGAAGAGUGCUCGGGAUGCCGUAGUCUUGUCUUAGAGGCCAUUGACAAAAUUAACUCUGCCCUCCCCAAUGAAUAUACUUGUCCAGAAUCUGAAUACAGGGAGGAAGAAGUCAUCUGUAUGGUGGGAACAAGGAGCAGAGAACCCAAUCCCCAGAAGAUAGAGGUCCUGUGCUACAGCUUCAGACAUGACCGGGAUUUCAAACUCUCUACACUGCCAGUGGAGCCAGGACCCUGUUUUGCAGUAUGUAUACUGAACAGGGACAUCUACAUAUCUGGGGGUUAUAAUGAACAAAACCUGAUGCUUCACUUCAACACAGAACAAAACAUGUGGUCUGAGUGCAAGAAGAUGGUGAUUGAGCGAUGGUCUCAUUCCAUGGUGGCUGUGGGUAAACAUCUCUACUUAGUAGGAGGAACAUCCAAGACCAACGAAACCCUGUCCAGCAUUGAAAAAUUUGACCCCAAAACACAAACCUAUGAAGAGAUAGGUCAACUAGAAGUUCCUGUGUCUUCCAUGACUGCUGCUGUGUUUGGAACAAAAAUCAUCACUUUUGGAGGGAAGCUGAAAGAUCGAACAGCAGCUUCUGUCAUCCAGUACUUUGAUGUUGCCACAAAAACAAAAGGGUUGCUAGGAAACCUUCCAGAAACAUGUGCAGGCAUUAUGGGAAGAGCUGUCCACUUUGAGGACAAAUUAUUCAUAGUUUUUAGGGAGGGGCAGAUUGUGGAGUAUUCUGAGGACAGGGGAGCCUCCAUAGUCUGUAACAUUGUCAAAUUUGAUCACUUUGGAGCUGUGAUGCAUGAAGGGGAGGUUCUGAUUCUGGGAAAUCGCAGUGGUACUUUCUAUGCCGUCCUCUUUGAUCCACAUAGUGGGAAAGCUAGGAACAUUCCAGCACCCUUCAAGGCUCCAAUGUGUAACUUCUACUGUCUACAGACAGUUGUGAGCAAGAGAUACCUUAAAUAAGCAGCUAAAGUUUUAGUUACUCAUUUUCAAUAAAAAUGUCAACACUGAACACUGACAAUACACAUUUUAUAUAAAUUGAUCAAUGCUGGCCAUACUAAGUAUUUUUAACAAAGUUGGCUGAGAAUCUUUUGUUAUUUCAGUUUUGUUCUUUUUUUGUAAUUUUAACAGUUUUAGCAGUUUAAUUUAUUUUUGCAAUUUUCCAGAUUUAAAAUAUGAACAAUUUUUUUUCUCAGUUUUCUACUUUUGCUUUAUAUACUUGUACAACGGUAUACAAUGUUGCUUUGAUAACUAGCUAUAUAGUCCUUAAUCUUUACAUAAUUUUUCAAAUGAAUAACUUGUUUCUAUUUCUAUAGAAAAUGUUUGCGUUUUAACAUAUUGAAGACUUGCUUUAUUUAAUCAUUUGAUAAUUUUAUAUUGUUAAUAUCAUGAUCUACAC